CCCAGAGAAAAGGAGGCCAAAAUGAAGAAACUUCUUGCUUGGGUCCUUUUUCUGGUCUUACUGAUUCUCUUUUCAGAUGCGUCCCCAAUUUUGACAGAAAAACAAGCUAAGCAGCUCUUGAGAACCAGGCGAGAAGACAGACCACAAAAAGCUGGUUUCCCUGAUGAACCGAUGAGGGAGUACUUGCAUUACCUUCUCCGCCUGGAGCAGAGAGCAGAGGAGCAGUUGCUGGAACACUGGCUGAAUCCAUAUUGCAAACCGCACUGCAACAGGGAUUGGGUCCAUCCAGUGUGAAGUCCAAGAUCCCAACAAGUGCUUUGGUGGAAAGGAAUUCCACUGUUGUUCUGGAGAUGCCUCUGUAGAAGUCAGAAAUCCAUAUCUUCAGUAGUUGCUUAAUCUCACUCGUAUCGAAUGCGGUUUGGAGCAUGACAAAUCUGCAUGAUGUUUCUUUUUGCUGACCUGCGGAGACCUGGAAAGCUAAUGCCUGGUAAACACAAGCUCCUCUGGGUUUCCCACUAGAUUUGAGAGGGUACCAAGGCCACAUAUUUUAGUGAGCGCCGAGGCAGAGACUGCCAGGAAAGAAAUCGGAGAAGGGUAACUAACAAAAACAGAUUACGGCGCCGGCCUUUGGGAUGUUGGUGAAAGUCUGGAGUAGUAGCGUAGCGUCUAAUGCUACUUUGCUGUAUCUUUUUAUCUUAAUGGUCUGAAUCUUUUUCUC
This is a messenger RNA of Tachyglossus aculeatus (Australian echidna), 718 nucleotides long. It is a transcript of the gene C15H17orf67, whose product is annotated as chromosome 15 C17orf67 homolog. The transcript has 4 exons. Bases 22 to 294 code for a protein of 90 amino acids. Lineage: Eukaryota; Metazoa; Chordata; Mammalia; Monotremata; Tachyglossidae. The record is from RefSeq and is a predicted model, not a curated record.